Messenger RNA from Anneissia japonica, 1011 nucleotides. RefSeq lists its product as uncharacterized. Gene Ontology annotation, molecular function: carbohydrate binding. Bases 92 to 802 code for a protein of 236 amino acids. The record is from RefSeq and is a predicted model, not a curated record. NCBI's taxonomy places the organism in Eukaryota, Metazoa, Echinodermata, Crinoidea, Comatulida, Comatulidae. The transcript has 4 exons.
UCGUGGAGAUGUAUAGCGAACGUAAUUAACGUUCUAAUGUGCACUUACUUCCACCAAAAUAGAUUUCACACGGAUACAAACUAACUAGAAAAUGACAAAUUUUCUAAGCUAUCUGAUACUUCUGAUCAUACUCGGCCUAUUUACAAGGCGCAAAGUGUAUGCCGACGAUACAGAAGUGUUUAUCCAAACUGCAUGCGAAAACAGGCAAGUGAGGCUUACAUGUUACGGAGAAAGCAUCCUCUACAUACAUAGUGCUUUGUAUGGCCGUGAUACUUUAGAAACCUGUAAAAGUGGACAUGGCCGUUCAACAUCAUGUAGCGCUGAAGGUGCGCUACAAAUAGUAAGGGAUACUUGCCAAAAUCAACGUUCAUGUGUUGUAGAAGCAAAAAAUUAUGUAUUUGGAGAUCCGUGUUAUGGAGUGUUAAAAUAUCUUCAAGUUUCGUAUACGUGUGAAAUUAAAGCAUGGCAUAUGGUUUUCAAAGGCGUAUCUGGAGCGGGAGAACCAGAUCUGUAUGAUUUGUGGCGAGAUGACGGCUCGUUAAACGCUUUGAACGACUCAGCACGUACCCUAAAUGACAGUCUUAAAGCACAUUUCAAAAGUCCGAUGGUUGACAGGUGGUCGGAGUAUGAAAUACAACGGGUUAAAAUUGCCUUUUACAAAGAUAGCGUUCAAGAGGCCUACAUAAUAUUUGAUGGUAGUCAUACAGAAAAAAUGGACUGGUUUGCUUUAGAGAACGUAAUAAGUAGCUCAUACGAUGACUUAAACGAUCAGGCAGCAAAUAAUUUCUCAAUUAAAGGGUAAACAAUUAAUACAACUACUUUACCUUCCAACCGCAUUAGCACCACUACUUCCGACCCACCACUAUUUGGAAGUGUCGCUACAUGCAUUGUGCGCCGCUGCAUUUGGUGCUUUCGUAAACCCGCCGUGCCCUGCCAACCCUGAACCGCCGUUCGCGAUUAUUUUGUUUCCUAUAAAGUACGAGAAUUGCCAAUAAAGAAGAAUUAAGCAGC